Molecule: messenger RNA, 1560 nt
Organism: Drosophila subobscura
Lineage: Eukaryota; Metazoa; Arthropoda; Insecta; Diptera; Drosophilidae
Product: secretion-regulating guanine nucleotide exchange factor
Exons: 4
Coding region: 319-1458 (379 amino acids)
Source: RefSeq, a predicted model, not a curated record
ACACGCGUGCGAAAGAUCAAAACAAACCCUCCAACUUCUUUUUGCCGUGUGCGCACACCUGCAAAAGUCCAAAAUAUUAUAAAAACCCCCAACAAUAUCAAAGUUAUUUCACUUUUACAUGAGCAGCCACAGGCAGAACAACGCGUCCGGACGACAAGCAGGUCCCAGCGCUGGCCAGAACGUAGCAGCAGUGCAGUGGAGGAGCCCCCGACAACAUUUUUGGCGUGACUGCGGCGCAUUAAAUCAGCGUCAACGACAGAGCGUGAAACAGCAACCGGAAGUGCAGCGCGAGGCGGCGAGCAACUGGUGGCCACCACAAUGGAGGUCUUUGCCUGGGGCGCCAACUCUCACGGCCAGCUCGGCCUUGGCUUUGAAUCGGAGUUGUGCAUGACACCGCAGCGCCUCACCCGCCACUCCUUUGCCCCCCAGCUGGUGCGCUGCAUACGCGGCGGCGGUGGGCAUGUCCUCAUCCUGGACACAAAUGGACGGGUGCACGCCUGCGGCUGGAAUAAUCGCGGGCAGCUGGGCCUGGAUUCGAUGGAGGAGUGCCACAAUGAGUUUCGAAUGAUUCCCACAGAGUACUUUGAGGAAGUUCCCAUUGAAACAGUCAGCUGCGGCUGGGACAUCUCUGGCGGCAUAACCCUGACCAAGCGACUCUUCGUCUGGGGCUCCAAUGCCUUCCAGCAGCUGGGCAUUUGUCAGCGCGGCUUCAUGGCCGUGCGUCGGCCCCUGCCCGUGCGUCUGCCCAAGGAGGAGCCCGCUGUGGCCAUCAGCUUUGGGUUGCGUCACUGCGCCGUGCUCACGCAGGACCACAAGAUCUAUGUGUUUGGGCGGCUGCGCGUCAUGGAUCCACCGCCCAUCGAGCUGGACAUUACGGCCACCACGCUGCAUCGCUGCAACACGAUGAAGAUCCAGGUGCACAAUCCGAAGGAGCUGCGCAUCGUGGCCCUCUCCAGUGGCCAGCAUCACAUGCUGCUCAAGUGCGUGGACCUCAGCCAAGAGGGCGGCAGCACCAAGCGAAUUCUGUCGCUCGGCGACAACAAGUUCGGGCAGUCCAAUGCGUUUCUCUUCGAGGAGGAUGUGCGCCAGCUGGCCGUCGGCUGGACACACAAUGCUGCGCUGCUGCGUAACAAUGAGAUCCUCAUGUGGGGUCGCAAUUGCUACGGACAGCUGGGCACGGGUUCGAUAAGCGAGCAGCAGGCGGUGCCCAAGCCAUUGAGUCUUCAGCUGCCAGAGGGUCAGACGCCUGCGCGAGUGCACAUGGGUGCAGAGCAUGGACUCCUGCGUACCACAGCUGGCGAGGUGUACACCUGGGGCUGGAACGAGCACGGAAAUUGUGGCAACAACAGCACAGAGAAUGUUUGCAACCCUACGCUGGUGGAAUUGCCGGGCCCCGUGAAGUUGGCUGGAGCUGGCUCUGGCUUCUGUUAUGCCAUUUGCGAGUCGUCUGUUAACUAGUUUUAUAUUAUUCAUGUUAAUUAAAGUGUCGUACAAAAGUGUAAAAUCUAAGCCAGUUGUUGUUGCUUUCAAUUUGUUUAAAAUAAAUUGUUAAAAAAAUGA